GUAGUUAAUCCAUCUGGUCAAACUGUGUGUUUAGCCCUCCGUCUAUUUCAUCACCGUGUGUGUUUCUCUGAAAUUCCCUGCUUCUACUACCAGAGGUCUGAGAACCAAUCAUGUCGUCGUCUUCUUCUAUCUCAUCCUCGUUUCGGUUAUUCACUACCAAAAUCCCCCACUCUUCUUCUCUAAACCCCAAAACCCUCUCCGCCUUCCCAAAACACCCGAACUUCUCUUCCUUCCGUCGACCCAUUUCUUUCGAAAGAAUCCCCACCAUAUCCUCAUCCCGAUCCCCAUCUGCCUUAGCACCAUCAGCUUCAAUGCCCCUGCAACCCAUCGAAGAACUCCCCCCGAAGCUUCGAGAAAUUGUCAAGCUCUUCCAGUCCGUACCGGUUCCAAAAGCCAAGUACGAGGAGCUCCUGUACUACGGCAAGAAGCUCAAACCCCUCGAAGAUAAGUACAAGACAAAAGAGAACAAGGUCGAAGGUUGUGUCUCGCAGGUUUGGGUGCGAGCCUACCUCGAUUCCGACAAGAACGUGUUCUUUGAGGCCGAUUCCGACGCGCUUAUAUCGAAAGGUCUCGCUGCUCUGCUCGUUAAAGGGCUCUCGGGUGAACCCGUGGAGGAAAUUUUGAGGGUCCGACCCGAUUUCGCGCUCCAUCUUGGGCUUCAGCAGAGCUUGUCACCUGGUAGGAAUAAUGGGUUUUUGAAUAUGUUGAACUUGAUGCAGAAAAAGGCUGAGGAUUUGGUUAGUGGCUCGGAUUCUGUGGAUUUGGGAUUGAAUUCUCAAGUGGGUGGUAUUGAGGGUUCUAGUGUUGGAUUGAGCUCUAAUGAAAAUGCUGAGCAAUUGAGUAGCACUAGUGAAAAGAUUUCGAUUUUGGGUUCGAGAAUCAAUGGUGGCAUUGAGAGUGUGAAUGUUGAAUCGAGGUCAGAAGGAAAUGUGAAGGAAUUGGAGGUGGUAGGGAGUGUUUCGAAUGAAGAGGAGUCGAAUUCGGGUGAUUUGGGAGGUCGAGGGAAGAGAAUUAAGGAAGCAUUGGAGAGAGAGCUUAGUCCUGUGGAAUUGGAAGUAGAGGAUAUCUCUUACCAGCACGUCGGGCAUGCCGGAGUUAGAGGAAGUGGUGAUGGGGAGACGCAUUUCAAUGUGAGAGUUGUGACUAAGGCGUUUGAAGGGAAGAGUAUGAUCAAGAGGCAUAGGCUCAUCUACGGCUUGUUGCAAGAGGAGUUGCAGAGUGGACUACAUGCAUUGUCUAUCGAGGCGAAGACGCCAGCUGAAGUGAGUACAAAGUGAAGCUGCUCUGGCUCCGUAAAAGAGGUUCGGUUCGUAUUUUUGGAUUAGCUCUCACAUAUUGUUUUAGUGAUCGUUUUAUGUGGUUAUUUCUCUGAAUUUUCAGAAGUAAUGUACACAUAGUGGUCUAAAAGUUUAGAUUGAGAAGUUACUUUGUCUCGAAACUUUAUAUCAAAUAUCGGUGGAUCCUUGUGCUGUCUAGUUAUUUAUAUUUUUUGUGGUUGAGGUUUUUUAUUACGUUGAUUAACAUAAGAUGCCGGAUAUACUUUAGGACUGAUAUGAAUACUAGGGUAGGUUCAGAUAUGAUUUAGCACUCAAAUGGUAAUUGCUAAUUUUUUGGUGAGAUGUGCUCUUUGUCAACUAGCUAUCUGCUUCAACCAAGCUCAUGGUCAUGUUAAACAGGAGUGGAGUUUCCUAUUUUGAGGCAGUUUAGAAUUUCUUAUGGUAUUGCCUUCUGCUGCAAAUUCUAGUACUGUUUGAUCUCCGUUUCUUCUUUUCUUAUUCAAAGUAUAGAGGUGGGCUAGUUGUCUUGUGCAGGCUGUUUCAGUCAGUGAAUGUAGGGACUUCCUGUGUGAGUUUUAUGCUUGCAGUUAGACAAGGUGGAUAGGAGAGGAUUCUGAUAGUGGGAGAUAUACAUUGUGGUAUCUACUUUUCAUGAUAGUGGGAGAUUUACAGUAUGUUCAUAACAGUGGUUGGGCAUAAGAAGACAGAAGUAUAAAAAAGAAAAAGAAAAAAGUAAAUGUAUUGUGUUGAACCAGCUGUCCAUUACAAGAACACGUGACUGCGACCUUUCUGUUGUUUCUUUAGAUUAAAGAUUAGCUCUUUAAAUUUUUAUGGAUAUUUGAAUUGUUGAUUAAUCUAACCAGUGAUGGUAUGUUCAGUGCUUACUGAUUAGGAUUUAGGAGGACACUUCAGAGUAGGACUAUUUAAGAAUGUACCCUCUAUGUACAACGCUGGAGUUGGAUUCCCAGCUAUUAUUUUGGUUCCUUCUCUGGCUGUAGUUUCUCUAAAGUUUUUGGAUCAAUUAAUGCUUUUUAUGUGAAUUCUUUUGGUGAAUAAACAAGUACACCGUAGUUGAAUAUUGUGCAACUAUUAAGAAUGGAGAGAGUUUAUGCGGAGAUCAGCGCAGGAUCCUAGUUGAUUCUCCAAACAAUAUUCUUGCUACUCUCUUGUUUUUCUCAAGUAGAAUUCUAGUU
Molecule: messenger RNA, 2470 nt
Organism: Rosa chinensis
Lineage: Eukaryota; Viridiplantae; Streptophyta; Magnoliopsida; Rosales; Rosaceae
Product: sufE-like protein 1, chloroplastic/mitochondrial
Exons: 1
Coding region: 111-1277 (388 amino acids)
Source: RefSeq, a predicted model, not a curated record